UCGUUCAGUCACGUGACUGGCUUCCUCGCACCGCGCCGCUGGGUGAACGCUGCUUCUCGGGUUUGGGUGCAAAACCCUCCUAUCAAAAGCGACAUGGACGUCGAACACGUAGAAUACGCUCAAAAAUCGGACUCGGUGGGCUUUUCAGAUAGCCCACUAACAAAGACUAUUUCCGGGGGUCUCUCGGGACCAGGGGUGAACUCCGAGUCUCUCGCAGAACAUGCCUCCACCACUGUUGCAAUAGAUUUGGACCCCCAAACUCUACCCGUUAAAACCAAAGGUAAACUGGCAGAUGCUACCGAUAAUGAGUGGAAAGUUCAUGUGGAGCCUUUUCAUUCAUUGCGAGAGAUUCCAAACAAAAAAUAUCGCGAGGGCUUUGUCACUGACGAAUCUGUCCAGCUAGGUCUAGUCGGUCGAAAUGCCCGAGACAUAGUAAGCCAAAGCACGAACACCAAUUCCAAUACUGUCCCCGUUGGACUCAUCCGCGGAUUUUUCACACUUCCUAUGAACACCUUAUCGAGCAUUACUGCAAUUAAAUGCAACCCAUAUAGAAAUUGUACUGCGUCGUCAGUCCCCACCCAUGGUCUGGAAGUCCCAAGAGGAAUCCAUGCGGCUAGCCAAGACCAAAAACCCGAGCUGGCAUCGCCAGGGCUGAUUGCCCAUGUUGAUUCGCCAAACCCAUGUCAAGGACUAUCCUGUGGACCACACUUGCCGCCUCGUCCAGCAGAAACCUACCGUCCGCAAAGAAAGAUCACCCCGGCACUUUUUCAUGACCAGUUCACUCAAUUCAUGGAGGACCGCAUGGCUAUGUUUCAGCCAUCUUCCUCGCAAAACAACGUAGAGCAAUCGCUAAGCUCGAACCAUCCUUACCAGCAGGUAGACGAAGUGGAAUCAAUGCACUUGAGAAAUUGGUUUACUGCAAACUCACACCGCAAUUCAGCUCAACAAAUGUCUCCCCGAAAUGAGCCUACAGCUGUUUCUGUCAAUUCUCCCGGCUCGGCUAUCCCGAUCAAUAACAGUACAAGCUCUUUCUUGCCUAGAGGGGUGCAGGGUCCAUGCUCGUUAGAUCCGCCAAACUCAGCCAUGGUAUAUACCCCGAGAGCAGUCCCGUUGGCAGAUGUAAAAGACCCUCCUCUCUCGCCUAUUCCAUCCCAAUGCAUGUGUCUGUGGUGGCCGUUUUGAAAUCGCUGAAAUAAAAAAAGACUAAAAUAGUAGUUGC
Molecule: messenger RNA, 1219 nt
Organism: Metschnikowia bicuspidata var. bicuspidata NRRL YB-4993
Lineage: Eukaryota; Fungi; Ascomycota; Pichiomycetes; Serinales; Metschnikowiaceae
Exons: 1
Coding region: 94-1182 (362 amino acids)
Source: RefSeq, a predicted model, not a curated record